AUGUCGUGGUCAAAUCCUUACUUUGACCCCCCGUCGCCAUCACCUGCGCCCUGGUCCACCUCGCCCAUCACAGCACUACCCCCUCUCACCAACAUGAUGACGAGCGCACUCUCGCCGUCCAUGGUCAAUAUUCAGGCCCCCUUUGCUGAUGCUGGUCAUCUCAAAGCUGCCGUCCCCCCUGCAUCACCUCAAAAGAAGCAGCGCGCCUCCUCGCCCAAGAAAGCUUCCAAGCUCGCCUCUUCCUCUCCGGCUCCAUCAUCGUCACCCCUUAAAAAGGCGAGAAGCUCCUUCAAGCGCACUUCUAGCACCGCCAGCAUCAUGGACGCCGUCAUGAACUCACGAGCCGCCAUCGACCACGAUACCGCCCCUGCGCAGGGCCUCGGUCUGCCCAUUUCGAGCAGCAACAUCUUCGAAUAUAGUCGCUCUUCGCCUUUCGCAUCGUCGUCGUCGACCACCCUCGCCGACCUCGAAGACGCAGACACCUCCAAGGUGCUCUCUACCCCUCGUCGCGGCAAGCGCGUUGGCAACGUCCAUAUGGGAUGGGAGUCUCCCGUCAGCGGCGAGCGCACUCCCAAUGCUGUUCCUCACACUUUGCCCAAGAUCGGUCGUCCAUCUCAUCCUCUAGCUAGCACUGCCGUCGAGGCCUCUCCAAGCAAGCGCAAGGCGUCUACCGCCUUCGCAUCGGAGCUCCACACUUCCCAGCGCAGCCUCGUCGAUCUCUCGGGCUGGGCCUCGGCUGCCAUGAUCAGCUCGGUGCCUCUCUCAGAAGAUCGCAGCAAAAGCUCGCCCGGCUUUUCACCUCGCUUCGUACCCGAGCCCGUCAUGACCGGUCUCUUCUCGGUCGAGACGCGCGAUCCAUUCGCCGCCUUCACCUUUGAGGAUUCGCCCAUCAUCGACCAGAACGCAAAGCUGGUGCCACUCGAGGUCGAAGGCCUGGGUCGAGUCGCCAUCCACCGCGACUUUGCGCAGCAGAUCACCGAUCACCCUCCCAACCCCGACAGCUUUGCAUCGAGACGCUUUUCCUGCUCGUCUGAUCGCGAUGCGUCGGCGCUGCUGCGAGGAUGCGACUCGGACGACUCGGCAGCUCGAAGCGAGAAUGGGUCCUCCACCGAUCCCACUUCGGCCGGCACUCCUUGCCCCUCGGGCAUCUCACCCAGCUUCUCGUUAUCGUCUCAGUUCCCGGCCUCCGAGCCCGUCUCGCCGGUCAAGAAGAUGAACAAGGCGAGCCAAGCGUCCGGGGACAUCAGCGCUGAAACCCAGAAGGCGUUGAUGGCAUUGAUGCGCAUGGACCCGGUCGGUUCCUCCAAGCAACAGGACGACAAAGUCCACCGCCCUCGUCUCGGCGGCAGCAGCAACAGCGCCGCCAAGCUGCCAACACUCGACUGGCCCGACUGCCCAAGCGGCCCCUGGUCCGCUGCUGGCCGUCACAUCGACGAUGUCAAGCAGAAGCGCCGCGAGGGCAUUCAGCGAUGGCUCGAGUCAGAUUCGAGCGACGAGACCGAGCUCGACCUCGCAGAGCCUUCGGGCGCAUCAGCUUUCCGACACCAUCCGAUGGUGGCCAAGGCCUUGCUCGAUCGUGCUCGCAAGCUUCAGCGUGCCCAGCUCUCGGCCGCCGUCACUGCUGCCGCCAACGCUCGCACUCCCGCCAAACGCGGCAGGAAGUCGAAGCAACAGCUGCUGCUGCGCGUCGCCGAGACACCAAAGCGUCGUGGCCGCAAACCCAAGGUGGCGGCUUCCGUCGCUAGCUCGUCACGCAAAUCGGUGGCGACCGGCGCUUCUUUGGCACGAUCCAACGCCAGCGCCAUCUUUGGCUGCAAGUGCGGCAUCGACGAUGAUUCCAUCAUCAUGGUCCAGUGCGACGGAUGCCGACACUGGCUUCACCUGCCCUGUGUCGGCAUUGAUGCGGUCAACGAACUUUCAGACGAGUGGUUCUGCGACGACUGCUGCGAGGCCGCCCUCACGGAACACCUCUCGCCUGCCUCGUCGAUGCCAGCUUCAGCUUCCUCCUACGCGCAUCUCAGCACGCCCGAGGCGCUCGAGGCUGUGCUCUUGGGCCAGGAGCCCGUCUUCACUCUCCCGAGUGGCACACCCAUCCACCGCCACGGUGUCGCUGUGUCGUCAUCGAUCGCACUCGCUCCCAGCCCGCCGCUUCUGUCGGUGGGCGAUCGUGGUGGACGCAGCACAGUCAAGCGUCAAGGUCAGGGUCGUUCUCGAGCCGAGCGCGUUGGCUGGAGGAUCAACGAACCCGGAUCGCCGCUCGCUCGCAAGAGCACCACCGCCUCGUCCGGUGUCCGCCCUGCCGUACCCGAGACUCCCUCGAGGUCCAGCGAAGCUACAGCCGACUUCACCGAUGCCAGCACCACGCCGAGCCUGCUCGCCGGCUUCUCGCGCGCUGAUUGGGAGCCCACCCGCGCCAGCAACAGGUCCGAGCGCCAGGCCACACCGCCUCGCAUGGUUGGUAUGAGCACGCCUAGCCGCCACGCCUCCGGGCGCAAGGCUAGUCACUCGGGUCCGCUCUCCCUUGGUCUUGGCGUGGACGAGGCGGUGCACGCCGACGUCUUUUCGACGCCUUCCCGCCUUGCUUCCGGUGGCUCUUGGGCGUACCGUUCAGGCGCUCAGCCUCUGGGCAGCCAGACACCGUCGCGCUCAGCCGGUCGUCAUCAGCGGGUCGACUCCUUUAGCGGUGGUCUGCUGUCCACGCCGGGUCGCGACUUUUUGUCAGGUGCCUUCGGCACCGAGCCUUCCACCAGCAUGCCCAGCCUGGUCUACAGCAGCGGCUAUGUGGACGGCUUCGAGGACCACCUCGGCAACGAGGCCUUCUACAACGGCAGCAACAGCCGAGCGUGGCAGCUCCAGUCGCCCACCUCGAGCACGCGUGCCGUCCGCGCCCGUCAGCCAUCAGGUCUCGGCACGCCCUGGUCGAGCUCACUGCUCAAGACGCCCGAGCUGCAGCCUCGCCAGCCCAACAUGUCUUCAAUGCGCGCAGGCAGGUUCGAUGCGAGCGACGACUUCCCUCCCUCGUCAUCGCCCUUCCCGCGCACGCCGACGUUCGACAUGAGCAGCCCGCGCUUCCUCGCCCCGCACAGCUACGGCACGCACGAACGCCAGCCGAGCCAUCUUGGGUUGGGUCUGCCUUCGGGCGCCGGCGCUAGCUCGUCGGCGCGCCUGCACAAGGCGCUGGGUACCGCUGGCAGGGACGGCAAUAGGUCGAACAGCAGCAGCGGCGCCAAGCAUCGCCAGGUGUCGACCGAGGUGCCUAUGGGACUGGGCAUCGGGCUGGAUUUGGAUGAUGUGCUCGAUUGGGCGUGA
This is a messenger RNA of Kalmanozyma brasiliensis GHG001, 3309 nucleotides long. RefSeq names its product Zinc finger, PHD-finger. The transcript has a single exon. The coding region runs from base 1 to 3309 and encodes 1102 amino acids. Gene Ontology annotation, biological process: positive regulation of DNA-templated transcription. Gene Ontology annotation, cellular component: Set1C/COMPASS complex. The record is from RefSeq and is a predicted model, not a curated record. NCBI's taxonomy places the organism in Eukaryota, Fungi, Basidiomycota, Ustilaginomycetes, Ustilaginales.